Phoenix dactylifera (date palm) is the source of this 1955-nucleotide messenger RNA. The record is from RefSeq and is a predicted model, not a curated record. Lineage: Eukaryota; Viridiplantae; Streptophyta; Magnoliopsida; Arecales; Arecaceae.
AUGUUUCUAGUCUGCUUAAAGGGUCUAUAUUUUACUACGCAAGAUGUUUACAGUUGUUUAUAUCAAUCAACUUCAGGUAAAUUUGAAGCUGCUCUUGAAGUCAUGAGCAAAAUGCAAGAAGCAGGAGUUCAACCAGACAAAGCUGCAUGCAAUAUUCUUGUCCAGAAAUGUUCUAAAGCUGGAGAGACAUCGGCUAUGACUCAAAUUCUCAAGUAUAUGAAGGAGCACUCAAUUGUUCUCCGUCGUGCAGUAUUUUUGGAAGCACUAGAAGCUUUAAAAAUUAACUGUGAGAGUGAUCAUCUCCUCCAAGAAGUAAACCCUCAUCUAUCUUCUGAAGGUAUUGAAGAUGAUUUAGACUCUGAACCGAGUGUUACUGAUACUGCAUCUCUUAUAGAUAGGGGCAUUAUUCUUAAUCUUUUGGCAAGACAGAAUUUGAUUGCCAUAGAACUUGUACUCAGUGAGAUGACUAAUAAGGAUAUCAAAAUGGAUUCUGAACUGAUAUCUGCUAUUGUGCAAUCCAGCUGUGCAAAUUGUAGGCCAUCAUGUGCAGUAAUGGCAUUUAAUUACUGUUUAAAAAUGAGGAAAAAUCUUGAUAGAACUGCAUACACCUCCCUGCUUGGUCUCUUCAUCAGAAUCAAUGCAUUUGAGAAAGUUUUGGAGAUUGUUGAAGAAAUGAUUAAAUCUGAUACUAGCUUUGGGACAUAUCUUGUUUCUCUCUUGAUAUAUAAGCUUGGUUGUGCUGGACUUCCUGCUUCUGCUACAAAGAUUUUUUAUUUAUUACCCAUGGACCAGAAUGUUGUGACGUUUACAGCUCUAAUGGAUGCUUAUUUUCAAGCUGAUGAAGUUGAUAAAAGUCUUGAGCUCUUUUCAGAAAUGAAAAGGAAAGGUAUUCCUAUUUCAUUUGGCACAUACAAUGUUCUAAUAGUUGGUCUAGAAAGGGCUGGCAGAAGAAGUGAUGCAGAAGUUUACAGGAAAGAGAAGAGGAGAUUUCAGUGGCAUGAAUAUUCUCGAGAGGGAGUUUCAACAGAAGAGAGCUUGUGUAACUGUCUUUUUGGUGCAGAUUGAGGCUAGCAGACUCUGCAGCAUAAAAUAUUGUCGUUCUAAGCUGAAGUUUUCUGAUCCCCUUUCUAAAGGUGGUUUCAUGGUUGAAAUCUUCAAACAUUUUGUGCUUUGAUUAUGGGGUUUGUUAAAAACAAUUUUUGAAAAGCCUAAAAAAACUUGAAAAGGUUGGAUAGAAUGAUGUGAGGAUUUUCUACAUCAUUUGUCUUUUAUCCAGAAUCAUAACUGGUCUAGAAAUGGCAGAGGGGACUUGUGAACCAAAUCAAAGAGGAGAGAAGAAGAGAGGGCAAUUGUGAUCUGUUGACAAGAUAAAGGAGUUCUGUAACCAUGUUUUUGGUGGAAUUGAGGCUUGCAAACCAUUCGUUUUAUCAACAGAAUAGUGAAGUAAGUUCAAUUCUGUUAAUCUUGUUAAAGACAUGAUUACAUGAAUGGUGUAUGCAUGCGUGUGGAGGCUGCUUACUUUAUUUAAUUUAGUCAAAGGAUAGUGAUUUGAAGGCAAAAUAUUGAAGAAGCACAGAAUAUAGAGUUGAAUGCUUACUAUUGAAGGCUUCUAAAAGCACAAUUUGCAACAUUAUAAAUCUCGGCACCGAGUGGAUGUCAUGUAAAACUGAGAGGAAACUGGAGAAUUUGAAUUGACAUUAAGUUUCUUGGAGGAAAGGGAAGAAUGAGCUACUUGCUGAACUUUCUUUGCCAAAAUCAGCGAGUGUUUAUAUUUGGGAGGUGCAGACCGCAAUUUAAGAACAAUAGACUCUGCCCACUGAUAGGUCACCAAAGGUUGUAAAUUAUUACUGAUUGGAGAUUUUUGUUGUUGCAGUUUUUAUUACAAAAAAACAUGCACAUGUAGGUAUACAAUAAAAGUAAUGAUAGCAUUAAUUUUAAGAAGAUUUUUGCAGUAA